Molecule: messenger RNA, 684 nt
Organism: Lithohypha guttulata
Lineage: Eukaryota; Fungi; Ascomycota; Eurotiomycetes; Chaetothyriales; Trichomeriaceae
Exons: 1
Coding region: 1-684 (227 amino acids)
Source: RefSeq, a predicted model, not a curated record
AUGGGCACUCGACACCUGAUUCUAGUCUGGUACAAAGGCAAAUGGGCCAUAGCUCAAUACGGACAAUAUGAUGGCUAUCCAACAUGUCAAGGACGGGACAUCAUCGACUUCAUCACCAACAAUGAUUUUGGACCGCGCAGGGGUGAUCCGAACAGCGACCAGGCUGAGGUAACCAAAGCUAGCGCCAGCGAAACUCCACCAAAGGACAACAUAGCUGCCCUGAGGCUAGCACUGGACAACAACAUGGUCAAGUGCCCAGAUGACGAGCAGUCGGAUGCUGCAGAGCCAUCAUUCUCCAGAACUAUUAGUUCAGGGGUCCUGAGUUCGAUUGCAUACGCCAAGAACCAGGUUUCGAUUGUCAGAGAAGUCGAGUUCGUCACGGACUACCUGUUUUGUGAGCGGGCAUAUGUCAUCGAUCUGGAUAAGAAUGUCUUCGAGAUCUAUUCGGACAAAGAAAGCAAAGACGACAAGCCGGGAAGGUUCGAUGACUCGAAAGAUGUAAAAUCGACGCCUUACCGCCCAGCAAUGCUCGCAAGCCGAACAUUCGAGGAGCUUGCAAGGAUGAAAGCGGACCGGAAAGAUAAGCUCUUCUGCAGCAAGAUCGAGGCAAUGAGAUGCGGUGACGAAGAGGAGGUUGAGGUUGAGGAGGAAGAAGGUGUUGCCAGCAAUGGAAGUAUAGAUUGA